GAAGCAGCAACACGAUGCUUUGGGGCAAGUUAUGUCCACUAAAAGUCUUUUUUUUCUGCAACUUACACACUGAGACUGAAUGAAUCCACAAUGAGGUUGGCUUCAAGUCUCAUCUGCCUGCUGAAUAUAAAACAUAUGAGGAAUAUUUGAACUAUCAUCACUUUAUGUCAGAUAAGCGCAGGAACACGUGAUAUAUGAGCUGAAAUUUGCAUGAGUGCAGGACGUUGCAGCCAGUGGAGUUUGUGUUGAUAAACCUUCAUGAGGUGACUGUUGCUCCAGGAGGGCAGUCGUCACACGACAUGGAUGCUGUGACAGGUCUGCUCUUUCACCUGUGGGUCGGUGUCACAGCGAGCUCAGCAGCGGAUCUGCAGAAGAAGAAUCAGAAGAGGAUCAUCGGAGGAAAGGAGUGUGACAGAGAGGAUCGUCUGUACCAUGUGAGACUGGUAGGGAGGUUGAGGGUAAAACAAAAGCUUUGUGGAGGCUCUCUGAUCAGUGACCGGUGGAUUCUGACUGCAGCUCACUGCUGGGAGAUGGGAUGGACUUUGACUGCAUAUUUAAACGUGCAUCCAGAUCAAAAAGCCUCCAAAGAAACAAAAAUCAGCGCAGUUCCUGAGAUCUUUUACGACAACAAUGGGAGACAUGACGUCAUGCUGCUGCAGCUGCCUGAACCAACUGAUAUUACACCUGUCCAACUUCCUGACUGUGAACGUCGUCCUAAAGUAGGUGAUAAAGUUCAGGUUGCUGGUUUUGGAGCCACAGCUGCAGGUCCUAAUAACAAGAGACAACCUGGUGUUUCAGAUUCUCUCCAGUGUGUAGACAUCUCGGUCGUCGACUGCACGAGGCUCAGGGGUAUUAUGAGCAACGACCCACAAGCGAUGUAUGAACACUGGUUCUGUGGUCAAACUCCUAAGGUGGACACGUGUCCAGGUGACUCUGGUGGAGGAGUGGUGUUCAAUAAGAUGAUUUAUGGUUUCCAUUCGUUCACCGGUAAUCCCAAGAACGCCUGUUCUGAAGCGGCUGGAUUCAUGGACGUCUGUGCAUACAAAGACUGGAUCAACAAGACUAUUGACAGAAAAUGAGAAACUACAGGAAUGCUUUAGUUUGGGUUAACUGUGAAACCUUACUGUCAUUUUAAAGGCCUUUCACAUUUAAUAAAGCUGUUUGCAACUGGUAAAAGUGAAAUCAAUCAAAU
Messenger RNA from Scatophagus argus, 1192 nucleotides. RefSeq names its product glandular kallikrein-like. Lineage: Eukaryota; Metazoa; Chordata; Actinopteri; Scatophagidae. The record is from RefSeq and is a predicted model, not a curated record. Bases 300 to 1079 code for a protein of 259 amino acids. The transcript has 6 exons. Gene Ontology annotation, biological process: proteolysis. Gene Ontology annotation, molecular function: serine-type endopeptidase activity.